AUGAGCGUCGGAGUGAAUGGAGGCCGUUUUGAUUUUGAUGACGGCGGUACUUAUUGUGGAGGAUGGAAUGAUGGAAAAGCACAUGGACACGGUGUAUGUACAGGACCAAAAGGACAAGGUGAAUAUGCGGGCGCAUGGCAAUACGGCUAUGAAUUUUCGGGCAUCUAUUUAUGGCCGUCAGGAAACUCUUAUGAAGGACAGUGGAUGAGUGGAAAGCGACAUGGAUUGGGUGUUGAAAAGAAAGGAAGAUGGGUUUAUAAAGGCGAAUGGACACAAGGUUUUAAAGGACGAUAUGGUAUUCGUGUAUCAGAAAUUUCAGGUGCUAGAUAUGAGGGUACAUGGGCAAAUGGACUUCAAGAUGGUUAUGGCGUUGAAAUAUAUGCCGAUGGAGGUGUUUAUCAUGGGCAGAUACAACAAGGUCUUCGUCAUGGUUAUGGUAUACGACGAAGUGUACCCUAUGGUAUAGCAUCACGUUAUCGAUCAAAAGAUGUACGAGACUCUUUAACAUCACUUCGUUCAGAAGAUGAUGAAGAACGAAUACAGCGUGAACGAGAUAAACGUAUGGAUGAAAAUCGUGGUGGAUUUGUUCUUCGUUCAAGAUCAGAUCCACAUGAUUUAUCAUCACGUAGUGUUAGUCAAGGUCCGCAUCGUGGUUCAUUAUCAAAUAGUGCUGACCAUCGUCCAUCAUUACGUAAAACACUUUUAGCAAAAUUACGUAAACAAAAAUCUACAAGUGAUAUUGAAGAUAGAUCAACAACAAAAAAAACAAGUUCAUUUCGCUCAACAGCAAGUUCAACAAGUGGUGAUUCAAAACAUUCAGUUAAAACAGCUACAAUAAUGUCAUCACAUGCAACUACACCCAAUUCAACAGGUACAUUUGAUGAUGGUGAUCAUUCAUUUAUAUCUCAGGAAGAUAUACUUGAUAAUAAUGUUGUUGAAACAUAUAUGGGAGAAUGGAAAGGUGAUAAACGUAGUGGUUUUGGUAUAGCUGAACGUUCUGAUGGUUUAAAAUAUGAAGGUGAAUGGUUUAAUAACAAAAAGAAUGGUUAUGGCGUGACGACAUUUCGUGAUGGUACAAAGGAGGAGGGAAAAUAUAAAAAUAAUGUUUUAGUAACUGACAAGCGUAAACCAAGUAAAUUAUUUUUACUUCGUUCAUCAAAAUUACGUGAUAAACUUGAUGCAGCUCUUAAUAAUGCAAUGAAAGGUGCAACAAAUGCCCAACAAAAGGCUGAAAUAGCAAUGGCGAGAGCAAAUAAUGCUCGCUCAAAAGCUCAUUCAGCUGAAAUCUAUGCAAAACAAGCUCGAAAUGAUAGUGUCGAAGCUCGAGCAAGUGCUAAAGCAGCUGCACCCGAUUUUCGUCAACCAGGGGAAGAAAAACCACAACCAUUCAUAUUAUUAGAUAUUGAUCGACAACUUGAUGGAAAAUUGGUCACUAGUAAUCAUAUUAAUAUGAGUUCACCUAAUGGUCGUUUACCAAUGUCAUUAAACUAUACACCAAAUACAUCAAUGCCAUUACCACUACAUCUUCCUCAACAUCAAACAAAUUCAGUAGCAUCACCAGCAUUUAUACUUGAUGGUGGUGUUUAUCAAGGUCAAUCAGCACCAACAAAAUCAGAUAAUUGGAAUCCAAAUACAAGAAUUAUUGGACAACCAUUUCCUAUUCAACAACAACAACAACAACAACAACUGCGUCCUGAUUACUUUCAUCAACCUAACAAAAAUAUGUCUCCAAUAAUCUAUAAUAAUAUGCCCGAGUCACGCACAGGUAUUUCCGUGUCUAAACAAUAUUCUCAUUUAAAUCAACCAUUAUCCGGUGAUACUUCAAUACCGGGAAAUUUAAGUUUUGAUGAAGAUCGUGCUACAACUAUGUCGACUAGUUAUGACUCAGCAUCAUCGCCAAUUUCACCUCCUUCACAAUUUGUACCGAAUGCCGUCGGUAUAGGUCCUCGUUCAGUACCGAAACGAUCAACAUUUAUAAGAACACGUCAUUUCGAUACAUCAGCAGACGAUCUAAUACAUGAUCAACAUCAGCACCAUCAGCACCAUCAUCAUCAACAACAACAACAAAAUGAAUAUAGUUCUCCAUCACCGAAUCUUUAUGCUCCUCAAAAUAUACGACAUACACCAAAUAUUCGAACAAAAACAACAUCUAUGUCCGGAAAUAAUUUUAAUAUUCGACCUCCUCUUAUUCAUGGUGUUCCAGAUUCUCAAAAUUCAAGUGGUCAAGAUUCUGGUUUAAGUUCUGGUGGUGCUAGUUUCGAUCCUGAGCAACAUCAUACAUAUAAUAUAGGUAAUCCAACAAAUACAAUACGAUCAGCAACACCAAUUAUUGAUGUAUACGAUGUUCCACUACCAAUUCCUCUACCUAAACGAAAAUCUUUACCAAGUAUUGUUAAAGCUCUACCUGGUGAUUAUAAAAUUGAUGAAACAGCUCGAUCAAGUGAUAAUUUAAAAGAAAAAGAAACAUUUAUUAUUGAAAAUGGUAUACGUAAACGUGUUACAGCACAAAUACCAACUUAUACAGAAAGUGGUUCAAUUAUGCCACAAGGAACUAUAAUGACGAGUAGUAGUGGUUCACCCAUACUUGCUCAUCGUGUUAUUCUUGAAAGUAUUACAAAAUUAGAUGAACCUAAAUCAACUAUAACUAAUACCGGUGGAAAUAAACGUGGCAGUAUGCCGACAGUCGUCAAUAUAGCUCGACAUCGACAAGAAGCUCCUAGUAUAUCAAGAGAAGAAGCAUCAAAGCUUGGUUCUCAACGUCGAGAAGAAUUGCGACGUCAGCGUGAUUUCGAUUCAACAGCUAUUGGCCGUGUUAAAGUUUUAUUACAGGUAUGA
Messenger RNA from Rotaria sp. Silwood2, 2835 nucleotides. NCBI's taxonomy places the organism in Eukaryota, Metazoa, Rotifera, Eurotatoria, Philodinida, Philodinidae. The record is from the annotation of a GenBank genome assembly.